Chenopodium quinoa (quinoa) is the source of this 810-nucleotide messenger RNA. RefSeq names its product agamous-like MADS-box protein AGL61. Gene Ontology annotation, biological process: positive regulation of transcription by RNA polymerase II. The coding region runs from base 1 to 678 and encodes 225 amino acids. Gene Ontology annotation, molecular function: DNA-binding transcription factor activity, RNA polymerase II-specific; protein dimerization activity; RNA polymerase II cis-regulatory region sequence-specific DNA binding. The transcript has a single exon. The record is from RefSeq and is a predicted model, not a curated record. NCBI's taxonomy places the organism in Eukaryota, Viridiplantae, Streptophyta, Magnoliopsida, Caryophyllales, Amaranthaceae.
AUGGCUAGUCAGCCUACUCCUCCAAAAAAAACUAGAGGCCGCCAAAAGAUCAAAAUGGAGCGAAUGGAGAAGGAUAGCAAUCGACAAGUUACCUUCUCCAAACGCCGAUGUGGUCUUUUUAAAAAGGCUAGCGAGCUGUGCACCUUAUGUGGUGUAGAAGCUGCAAUUAUCGUCUUCUCACCAGGGAAAAAGGCCUUUUCUUUUGGCCACCCUUCGGUAGAGAUGGUAGCCAAUCGCUAUUAUUUUUCAAAAUAUUCUCCAUCCUCAUCAUCCUCUGAUCAGGAUAUCAAACCACCCCUUGGGGUUGGGGUUGGGAUCCAUCGCAGCAGUGCUGGUGUCUGUGAUCUCAACCUCGAACUCACCUUAAUCAAUCGUCAAAUGGAGAUGGAGAAGAAGAGAAACGAAGAGAUGACCGAGACCAUGAUGGAUCUUCCCAUCGAGUUGCUUUCAUUGGAAAAUUUGGAGCGUUUCAAAGCUUCCUUAGAAGAGCUUAAGAAGCAUGUUAUCCAACAAGGUAAUAGCCUCAUGAUGAUGGAGGCCGCCGCGAAAGCUCCAACUACUCUUACUCCUAGUACUCCUCCUCCUCCUCCUUAUCCAAUGGCUUUUACGGGGGUUAAUUAUCCUGUGUUUGAUACAAAGGAUGGUGCCUUCGUUGGAUAUCGACAGGAUUAUUACUAGCUUUGCAUGGGAGUAUUUCAUUUGCUGAGGAAUUGAAGGAAAACCAUACAUUAAAUUUCAUAUUUAACGUAUGAUGAUGCAGUUAAUCAAUCGCUUGUUUCACAUUUAAUUUGAAGUUGUUGCACCCAAAAA